Molecule: messenger RNA, 5612 nt
Organism: Oryzias latipes (Japanese medaka)
Lineage: Eukaryota; Metazoa; Chordata; Actinopteri; Beloniformes; Adrianichthyidae
Product: disintegrin and metalloproteinase domain-containing protein 9
Biological process (GO): proteolysis
Cellular component (GO): plasma membrane
Molecular function (GO): metalloendopeptidase activity
Source: RefSeq, a predicted model, not a curated record
CCUAAAUGACUUCCUGUUAAACUACUGUGAUGUCAAAAUUAAAGCCUGACUUUGUCGUCAAGGAAGGGGACUGUCUGUGUGGAAAACUAUCGGACUGGAAUGUUUCUGUCCCAAACGUGCUUUUAUUUUGAAAGGCUGCACCGGAAGUGCAGAGGACCUCAAACUCAUCGCCUUCUGAGUCAAGGGGAGAAAUAUUUACUGACGGACGGGAAGGAGCCUCCUCUUUGACCCGCGCCUCCUGGACCCGUUCUCGCUUACGGAACCGGAAAUUGGGUCUGAAAGUUUGACCGUCGGACCUGGAACGUUCCGGUUCCGAACCUUGGUUAACCUUUCGCGGGGAGGAGCUGGAAUGGCUCGACCGAGGAAAAAAGCCGCUGCUGGAAGUUCAGAGUGAAGAAGACCAGAGGAGCCCAACCACACAACUGCUGACAGAGGAGGAGGAGGAGGAGGUGACCUUUAUUAAGACAAAGAGGAAGAAAGUCAUGAUGUCUGGAGGUGUGAAGCUGUUGGAGGUCUUCUCCCUGCUGCUGCUGCUGAGCGGAAACUCCGACUGCAGAGACUUUGAGCAGACUGAGGACCUGUCAUCCUACCAGCUGACUGUCCCUCGACCAAUAGGAGGCAGGCUGAGGAGGGACGUGGACGGAAGGCCACCUGAGCAGGUGUCUUACGUCAUCGCCGUGGAUGGAACGGAUCGCGUCGUGCACCUGGAGAGGAACCACCUGCUGAUGCCUGCAGACUUCACCGUCUUCACCUACAGUGAGAACGGAUCGGUCAUCGCAUCCAGACCUGCCGUCCAGGACCACUGUCACUAUCGGGGCUUCGUUCAGGACGUGGGGGGCUCCUCUGUGGCCAUGAGCAUCUGCAACGGCCUCAGAGGAGUGAUGCAUCUCACUGACGAAAGCUACGGCAUUGAGCCCUUAGACUCCGCCCCUGACCAGCACCUGCUGUACCUCCUACGCGAUGUGACGUCGCAGCCUCAAGGGUGUGGAACCCGUCACGAACGCAGCAACGUCACUGAGCAUGCUCAGCCUAAACCAACAGAAGUCCAUCACGGAGAGCACAGGAGGAUGAAGAGAGCGGUUCUCCAUAAAACUCACUAUGUGGAGCUGCUGCUGGUGGUCGACAACGACAGAUACAACUACAUGAACAGGAACCAGACCGCCGUGAGGGACGAGAUGGUUCACCUCGCUAACUUUGUGGACAGUAUUUACGUACAACUGAACGUUCGGGUGGUUUUGGUCGGUCUGGAAAUCUGGACCCACCAGAACCCAAUAAGCACUGAAGGAGAAGCUGGAGAGGUGCUGAGUCGCUUCACACAGUGGAGGGAGAAGGAGCUGGUUCCCCGCCGGCGCCAUGACUCAGCUCAGCUCAUCCUGAAGAAAAGCUUUGGCGGAACGGCGGGCAUGGCCUUCGUCUCCACGGUGUGUUCCAGAAGUCACGGAGGAGGCAUUAAUGCGUUCACCAACAACCGAAUUCCCGCCUUCGCCUCUAUCGUGGCUCACGAGCUGGGUCACAACCUCGGCAUGAACCACGACGACGGCCGCACCUGCAGCUGCCCCGUGGACGCCUGCAUCAUGAACUCUGGAACCACAGGAUCCAGAAACUUCAGCAGCUGCAGCGCUGACGACUUUGAGAAGAUGAUCUUGGUGACGGGAGGAAUGUGCCUCAUGAACGUCCCCCGGCCUGACGAGGCCUACAGCGCCCCCUACUGUGGAAACGGGCUUGUUGAUGUGGGAGAGGAGUGUGACUGUGGGUCAGAAAAGGAGUGUGAGGAAGACCCGUGCUGUGAAUAUAAGACCUGCAAGCUGAAGUCCUGGGCUCAGUGCGCGUAUGGAGAGUGCUGCUACAAGUGUCGGUACCUGCCAGGAGGGACGGUGUGCCGCAGCAGCGAGGACGAGUGCGACCUGCCGGAGUACUGCAAUGGCUCCUCCCCCCUCUGUCAGAGCGACGUCUUCAUCCAAGACGGACAGCCUUGCAGGAACCAGAAGGCCUACUGUUAUAACGGGAAGUGUCAGUACCACGACAAGCAGUGUCAGGCGUUAUUUGGAACCAAGGCCAUGGCAGCUCCUGAAAUCUGCUUCAAGGAGGUCAACAGCAAAGGAGACCGCUUUGGAAACUGUGGCUACCAGAACUUUCCCUUCAAGAAGUGUGAGAGCAGGAACGCUCUGUGUGGGAAGCUGCAGUGCUCCAACGUCCAGGGCGUCACCGUUUUUGGCAAAGUGCCGUCUUACAUCACCACACGGAUUGGCGGAGCCGAAUGCUACGGGGUCGACUUCAACCUGGGGUCGGACGUCCCCGACCCGGGGAUGGUGAACGAGGGGACCAAGUGUGGAGACAAUAAGGUGUGCAUGAACUUUGAGUGCCGCUCUGCCGACAUCCUGAAGAGCGACUGCGACACGGAGAAGAAGUGCCACGGACACGGGGUGUGCAACAGCAACAGGAACUGUCACUGCAGCAGCGGCUGGGCGCCGCCGUUCUGCGAGCUCUCGGGAUACGGCGGCAGCGUGGACAGCGGACCCACGUGGAACGAUAAAGACACGUCUCUCAGGGACGGCCUGCUGGUCUUCUUCUUCUUCGUCCUUCCUCUGCUCGGCUUGGGCGCGUUUGUUUUCCUGCGCAGGAACGAGCUGCUGCGCCGGCUGGGCCUGAGCCGCAGGAAGAGGUCGCAGGGAUACGAGCCCGACGCUGCAGCUUCAGGCCGCCAGAGCCGAGAGCCCCCUCCCAGAGCCCCGCCUCCAGCCAUCACCCGCGGAAACGCCAACGGCAGAGAUGCGCAUCACGCUCAGCUGCUGCCCCCAAAGGAGGUGGCGGAGCCCAACAGGACGACCCCGCCCCACCCCGCACGACCUACGCCCCACCCCGUACGACCUUCGGGCCCUCCCCUAAAACCCAAACCGUCUGCUGCAUCGCAACCUCUGGUGCCUCAAAGACCCGCCCCCGCUCCACCUGUCUAACCAAUCAGGAGACUCCUAACGACACCUGGAUGGCACCACUGUCCCUGUUCCUCUUCGUCUCUGCCCUUUAAUUUAACGUCCUCACAGCUGACGGGUAAAGGAUGUGUGUCCCUGAGGGGGACCGCAGCAGAACCUGCAGCUCCACCGGACCGGACCGGACCGUGAGGACAAGCAGCAUCACAGCCGGUCUGACCCGGAGACUCUGCUGCUUCUUCUUCCUGAGCGGACUCUGGAGCUGCGUUCCAUCAGGACCCCUGCCUGCAGGUCUCACUGAACAGGUCCAAACCCUGCCGAUCACCUGCUUCUAAACCAGCCAAUCAGAUCGCAGAAGACUGGGGGAAACCGUUCAGCCACUCAGAAAGGCUUUGUUAACAGGUACGCAUCAGGCUGUAGUUGGUGAGCUGGACAGGUAAUGAUAUUUUUCUGACGUUGGAGGGCGACGCCCAAAACACGGGGAGUUUAAAAAACAACAAAAAUCAGGAGUCUGUUUUUAUGAUUUAAAAAUAAAUCAGAUUAUUCUCAGAUAAUUCAAAGUAGCUUCUUAAAAAAGCCUAGAAUUCCACUUUUGUUUGUCCACAUGUAAACUCUUUGCUCUUAAAGAUCCUGAAUCUCCUGUUUUACUGUCAAAGGUUAAGGACGACCCAGACGUCUGAACCCUCAGCAACCAUCCUCUGCUUUCCUUAAGUUAGGCUAAAGUUACUUUAAAUGUUGUGUCCUCGUGCCGCCGUCGAGGUGAUGUGAAAACGGCUUCCACCUCUUCGUCUUUGCUGAGGGACCUGCUGACCAAACUCGCUUUCUUCUCGUUUACGUCCACAUUUAGCUGCAACCUGUCAGAAAUAAAGAGAAGCAGCAGCUGAGGAUCACAGCCUCCUGAUUCAUAAACCUUUGUUUGGUUGUUUGCUAAACUCCCUCCAUACGGGGCACAAAUUGAACCUCCAGUGGCGUUGGAAAGAAAAGGAUCGACUCAGCUCUUUGAUUCGCUGGUUAGCAGGUUUGGGGGCGGGGCUUGCACCUGUUUUUCCCCCUUCCACUUAUUUUCUGAUUUUUUUUUUAUUGAAAGCAUUGCUGCUCAGUGCUGUCAUAGGAAUGUACACUCCCCAACCCCCCCAUCUCCUGUUGGAGGGUGCGCUUGCUUCGCCCCACCUGGCCCUCCCAGCUCCUUCCUCCCAGAAUUGUAACCAGAGUUUAUGCAAUGGUGUCUCAGACGUAGAGUCACCACAAACGAGGUCUGUCUUAACGCUUCAGCACUGUUACGUCCGGAGGCUCAGACCCGCCUCCAGCCAGGGAUUCUUGGUCCAGCGGCCGCCCGCUGCACCACGAUGGCUGAUUCUGGAUCUGCACUGACUUCUGUGUGAAGGACGCGUGGCUCUCCCUCCUCGCCGGCUAAACCAGCCACAGCUGAUCCGAGAACGUCCGAACCGAGGACGUGUGUGGGAACGCAGCUCGGCGUGGGCCGGCUUCACCAUGACGCUCCGUUCACCAUCCAGACUCGUGCGUUCACAUCCCAACGGAAACAGAUGUUCUAAACCAAAUGAAAUAAUAACUGAACUGUUUUCCAGACCUAAAAUGUUUUCUGAUUAAUAUAUAUUCAUCAACUGUCUUGUUUCUUCCUCAGUUUAAAAUUGAAGAUAUGGUGAAAAUUUCACCGAAUAUCUGCUGAUAUUUAAGCACGAAAGCAUUUAUUUAAAGAUUUAAAACUUCUCUUAUCGGCCCAGAUGUGAAUUCUCAACCAAACGAACGUUUUUGGUGAAGUGGCAAAGGAAACAUAACCGUGCAGGUAAAGUUCCAUCUUCGCUCCUAAAAAGAAGAAACUAAAGGAAGAAACAUAUCUUAUGAUGAGAAAAAUCAAAUAGAAAUGUUUGUGUAAAAUUCUAAAGUCAUCUUUUUAGACCAACUUCAAAUUUGUGAUUUUAAAACUCAAUGUUAAAUGUAAACAAUAAGUGUUGAGUUACAGACUGUACACUGUCAAAUGAUUUAAUGAUUAAAAACGGCACAGAUCUUCUAUAUUUUAGUCUUUUUUGUUGUUGUUUUUAGGCAAACUUGAAGCACUAAAGGAAAACGAGUCCACACUUUGGACAUGCUUCUGUAAACUCAGUCUAGCAAAAACAGGUCUGUUCAAGUGGACGACAACAACAGUCUGUAGAAAUCAGGACGUUUACAUUUUUACCCAAAUUACCAAGAAUUUCAUUUUUGAAGACUAGAAAUAAAUGAAAAAAACAUGAAAUCUGGCUUCAUAUCAAAUGUUUUUCUCUAUUUAAUGCUCAUUGUAAAUUUCUACAUUUAAACCAGGAAAAGAACUUGAGCAGUUGUCUUAUUCAGAAGUGCAGAACGAUGGUUUUGAAGGAACAAACCUGUUUGUUUUAUUUACAGUCAACAUUUUAGAAAUGAGCCAGAAUGUGUCACAGAAGGGUUGACAACGUAUCAUGACAGAAUUUAGCCAAUCACAAUCAAGGAAUCCUACACACCUUUUUGUGAUGACGGCGACCUGUGAGCCAGACUUUGGACAAGCCUGGUCUAUAGUGUACUUGCUAUACUUGUACUCAAGUAUACUUUAAGUGACGUACUUUUUGCAAAGGAUAUCUCUGUCAAAUCUGCAGAAACACCUGAGCAAAAAUUAACAGAGAACAUUAAAAAAAAAAAAAAAAAAGCUAAAAAGGA